AUGUCUAUCCGUUCGCUUCUCAGCUUUGGCUUGUUGGCAGCUCCUCUGGUGUCUGCUCUGCCCGCUGCGGACUACAAGUCGACCUCCUCUGCCUCCAACACUGUCCAGACCACAACUUUGUUGGCAACCGCUACUGGCAAGAAAGGCCUGAACGACUACGCCAAGAAGGCCGGAAAGCUCUACUUCGGUACUGCUGCGGACGUGCCUGGCACCAACGAAACAACUGACAAGUACUACCGCGCCGAACUUGCCAACAGAGAUGAUUGGGGCCAAGUCACACCUGCUAACGCCAUGAAGUGGGUCUUCACAGAGCCUGAGCAGGGUGUCUUUAACUACACCGAGGCGGAGACCUUCCUUGCGGAUGCUGCACCUCCUGGCAGACUUGUCAGAUGCCACAACCUGAACUGGUACAACCAGCUUCCCAACUGGCUCACUUCGGGCACAUGGGGAAAGGCAAAUCUGACCGCAGUGCUCGAGAACCACGUCACCAACCUCGUCAAGCACUUCGGAGACCGUUGCUACGCCUGGGAUGUCGUCAACGAGGCUUUGAGCGAUAGCGGCACCGGCAACUUGGCCGACAACUCCACCUGGAGAUCUGACAUCUGGUUCAACACCAUCGGUCCCGAGUAUGUUGCUAUUGCCUUCAAAGCUGCGGAAGCUGCUGUCAAGGCCAACAAGCUCUCCGUAAAGUUGUACUAUAACGACUACAACAUUGAGAGCGCUGGAAACAAGUCCACAGCAGCACAAGCACUCGUCAAGAGUCUCAAGGAUGCCAAAAUCCAGAUCGACGGUGUUGGUCUGCAGUCCCACUUCAUCGUUGGAGAAACCCCUUCUAGGGCCGCUCAAUCCGCCAACAUGCAAGCAUUUGCUUCCCUCAACGUCGACGUUGCGAUCACCGAGCUCGACAUCAGGGCAGAAGUGCCUCCCACUGCUGCAGCUCAGCAGCAGCAGGUCCUCGACUAUGAGAGUUCUGUUGGCGCAUGCGCAGAUGUGGACGCUUGUGUCGGAAUCACUGCCUGGGACUUUGAUGAUUCAUACAGUUGGAUCCCUUCGACUUUCCCUGGCCAAGGAUACGGUGAUCUCUUCUUCCAGCCUGGAGGGUACAACACACCCCUGGUCCGCAAGGCCGCCUACGAUGGUUGCAUCGACGUAAGUCCAAAUCUACAUUCUCAGAUUGUCAGUAUGCUAACAAUCGCAACAGGGUCUCACCAGCUAAGCUCGGAAUAUUGUCAAACCAAUCAGAGCGGCUGA
Aureobasidium namibiae CBS 147.97 is the source of this 1251-nucleotide messenger RNA. RefSeq names its product glycoside hydrolase. The record is from RefSeq and is a predicted model, not a curated record. The coding region runs from base 1 to 1251 and encodes 416 amino acids. Gene Ontology annotation, molecular function: hydrolase activity, hydrolyzing O-glycosyl compounds. The transcript has 3 exons. Gene Ontology annotation, biological process: carbohydrate metabolic process. Lineage: Eukaryota; Fungi; Ascomycota; Dothideomycetes; Dothideales; Saccotheciaceae.